Messenger RNA from Solenopsis invicta (red fire ant), 786 nucleotides. RefSeq lists its product as uncharacterized. The coding region runs from base 1 to 786 and encodes 261 amino acids. NCBI's taxonomy places the organism in Eukaryota, Metazoa, Arthropoda, Insecta, Hymenoptera, Formicidae. The transcript is spliced from 5 exons. The record is from RefSeq and is a predicted model, not a curated record.
AUGUUCUGUCGCACUGCGAAAGGUACAUCUUCCAACAGAAUCGGUAGUUCCUCUUGCAAUAAGUUACGGUAUUUUUCUCCGUUCAAUGUACCUUCAAUAAAUACGGGACCGAUUAGUUUGUCACCUAUGAUUCCGCAACAAACGUUAACGGAAAAAAUUCAUCUUGGAUAUGGCGAAUACUUGCCUAAAACUUCAUAUGUCGCAGCUACUUGCGAUUGCAGAAGGUCCGCAAUUUUUGUUCGGCAAAUCGCGAUUUGUCUGUUUUCUUUGGAAACGCUUUUAAAUAGCACUGUAACAGGCAAAGGAAGCAACCGAAACAAGAAUUCUAAUCAGCCGAAAAAUGCCUUAGAUUGCAACAAAAUUUUAGCAAUUAAAGCAAUAUACUAUCAUUACUUAACAGUUGAAAAAAAAAUCCCACCAGCACAGGCGGACAAAUUGGUGGAAAAAACUAGAAACAUUUUAGCUAAACUUAUAUCUUCCUUAAAAGAUUCGCAUACAUGUACUGCAGAAAAAGAAACCGAUGCAAUAGAUGAGGAGGUUCUUAAUUCAGAAGAACCGGACAUCGAACCAAAUAUUGAUGAUGACAUGAUUGAUAUUGAACAAAAUAUUGAAUCGAAUAUUGAACGGGACACUGAAUCAAACAUCGACUUCUCGAUCGACCCGUUAAGAAUGGAAGAAGCAGCACAAGUGCCUAAUGAGGAAACAUCUUCGUUGAAUGAAAAUAACAGCGAUCCGGACUUCAAUGUCCUUUUCCCACCCGAGCCAUCAAGUAAUGAUGGAUUCUGA